AUGACCAGAGGUGUUUGGACGUGUCGGCAGCAAGAUGACGGCUUAAAAAUCUGGUUUGCACCCCGAGAGGACGAAAAGCCAUUAUUCACCGAUUCGGAAAGGGCCCAGAGAUGGCGACUGUCCUUAGCCUCUCUAUUGUUUAUCACCGUAUUGCUUUCUGAUCAUCUGUGGUUCUGCGCCGAGGCGAAAUUGACAAGGACUCGAGACAAACGGCUCGACAAUUUGGCCGUCAUGGACACGGUGGAGCACACGAACCAUAUACUUUCACCCAGCCAUCAGCCCAUCGGAGAGCAGAGUCUUAUUUUUAUAGGCAAUUCUACCAAACCUCCGUGGAGACUUGAAACUUGUCACCCUGACAGCCUCUCCAAAAACUGCUUGACUUUCGCCGAGGCGAAAGCCGCUUGCUCGGGCCUCUCCGAGUGGAACCUGAGCGAUUUCUAUCUUUCUUUUUGUAAUUCUUACUCGCUUUUGGAUUUGUUUUACGGGUUUACGAGUCCGGACAAUUUGACCUGUAGCUUGGACAUGGCUACGGGUGGUGAUACAUUUGGAUGCAGCCGCUGCGUUCAGGCUUACCAAGGCUACGACCGACGAGCUCAGGAGAAAUACCAAGAGUUUGAGCUUUUGGUUCAGAAAUAUGAAACGGAUGUAUAUUCGGUGCGGACAUGCAUGGAAGAGUGCACGACUGUCUACAAACACUGGCUCUGUGCCCAGUUCUUCCACACCACACAGAUGCACUGCAGCAACAGGAUCCCCUGCAGGAAGUACUGCAUGGAGGUCCAGCAAAGGUGCCCCUUCAUAUUGCCUGACAAUGACGAGCUCAUCUACGGAGGAAGCCCCAGUUUUAUAUGCACAGGGCUCCAAGAGGACAACCCCUCAGACACAGAGUGCUGUGACGUUCGAUGGGACAACCAGGGGGACAACAGCUCCAAAGGGACUCUCAAAAGAACUCACCCGUCUUGUCAGCACGGGACAUCCCUGACCUCGGCAGCAGCCUCUAGACUGUGCAACAGUAGACUCAAACUCUACCUGCUGGUCCUCGUCCUCCUGCAUACUGUUGCCACACUCACAGCAUCCCACAAUACCACUGGAUUCAACCUCACCUCCAGCUCUUCUAAUGAGGAAUAAUGGAAAAGCCACUCAGCAAACCUGUUGCAGUGCCGAGCCCAAUGACAUGAUGGACCAUGGGCAGCUGUAAUGCUUUCUGGGACCCCUUGUAAAGUUCGGAUGGAGACUGUGGACAUGCAAUCAACCAAGCUAACAAAACGAACUGAAAAAG
Xyrauchen texanus (razorback sucker) is the source of this 1276-nucleotide messenger RNA. RefSeq names its product NALCN channel auxiliary factor 1-like. The record is from RefSeq and is a predicted model, not a curated record. Lineage: Eukaryota; Metazoa; Chordata; Actinopteri; Cypriniformes; Catostomidae. The transcript has 3 exons. Gene Ontology annotation, cellular component: plasma membrane. Bases 1 to 1125 code for a protein of 374 amino acids. Gene Ontology annotation, biological process: calcium ion import across plasma membrane. Gene Ontology annotation, molecular function: stretch-activated, monoatomic cation-selective, calcium channel activity.